Syngnathus typhle (broad-nosed pipefish) is the source of this 4939-nucleotide messenger RNA. It is a transcript of the gene septin12, whose product is annotated as septin 12. Gene Ontology annotation, cellular component: septin ring; microtubule cytoskeleton; septin complex. Gene Ontology annotation, biological process: cytoskeleton-dependent cytokinesis. The coding region runs from base 214 to 2973 and encodes 919 amino acids. Lineage: Eukaryota; Metazoa; Chordata; Actinopteri; Syngnathiformes; Syngnathidae. The record is from RefSeq and is a predicted model, not a curated record. Gene Ontology annotation, molecular function: GTP binding; GTPase activity; molecular adaptor activity. The transcript has 11 exons.
ACUGUGACUGGAACCGAGUGUUGCUGGAGCCAAAUCGGACACCAGUGAGUGGCCACAACGCGGACGGGACAGCAGUAGAAGCGCAGAAUACUCCUGCCAAUUAGUCAAUACUCUCAUUUGGUUUGAACAUUAAAUAUUUUAGGAAUCUUUUGGAGACCAGAAAAAAAAAAGAAAACUUGGAGUGGCAUCACGGGGACUUCUCUACUAGACAGGAUGUCGGCACUCUCCGUGAAUGACCACCUUGAAGGGAUUUUAUCAGAUUUUGAAGCCUUGAAGAGAUCGUUUGACAUCGAAGAUGUGGACGAUAUACCGUCCUUCUCCUCGGCAUCCACUACCUCCUCACCCGUCUCUCCGUCGCCGUCCCAUUUCUUCCACAGCAACAACAAAGCCGGUGAGGAUCGGCGAGGAGGACAAUCUCCUUCUUCAUCUUUCAACAACAUCAGCAACCUGGGCUCUGCAGGGUACCACCCCCACAUCAGCCGAAGUUCUAAUCCCAGCCCGGUCCUUAGAUCACGCACAGUGGUCAGCAGUCUGUCCUUCAAUCGAGGAACCGUGAACAAACCGGCCAUUAACACCUCUGUGACUCGAGCGGCGUCCUUUCAAAGCAGGGCAAAUCCCAACAAUGGCUUCUCCAUGUUACGUGGACCAGGAAGUGACAAUGACAGCCUUCAUAGCUCCACUUCCAGCCUUGAGUUCUCUGGAGUUGGUGGAGGUUCACUUCAUCCUAACAAGUUGACGUCAUAUCUGAGUCCACAACAGCAGCUACAGGCAGGCGCUCAAUUGGGAAACACUCACAACUUGAAGAAGUUCUCCUCUCAUGGGACUGUUUUUCACUCAGCAUUGGAGCAGGGAAAAGGAAUGACGGGGGCACCAGAUCCUCAUGGGAGUAAUCAUGGCUCCAUGCCCAGCCUAGAUAUUCAAAUAUGUGAUGGUGGAGAUGGUGCACAAAGAAGUGGAGACCUGCUUUCUCCUGGCUUGAGGUAUACCAACGCCACCUGGAAUAGCCAGCUUCAAAAUGCCAAUUCCCUUGAAGUUGAGAGUAGCUGUGGUCCCAACAGUCAUCAUUAUCCAAGUCCCCAGACUACCCAACCCAAGGCUAAAGAAACUCCACGUCUCAGUAAGUUCCCCUUGGACCUGGAGAGCUUGGUGAGCACCACCUCCGUUACAUCCCCUGCAAAAGUUAUCAGACGACCCAUCCACUCCAACCCUCCAAAGCCUCCUCCAAGAGGCACCGGGAGCCUUCAGCAUCGUACCAACUCCCCAUCCACUUUGGCGAGCCCAUCAGCUUCCCUCAGCAGCCUUGAUAGUUCUUCCGAUGCACCGCCUCAUCUCGUUUUCAAUCCAACCACAGGCUCCUUUCCUGUUCCAGACGUGAGAUGCUCACCCAUGCCCUUAUCUCCAGUCCACUUGGGAACCCUUUCCAGGCCUCAGGUUUUUCAAGUGAACCCUGACCCACCCAAAUCUUCCAGCCCCAGAGCUACUGGCUCUUUGGAACAUGGCCCCAGUGAUGUCGGAGAUAGCGUAGGCUCAAUUUUGCAGAGGAUUGCCUCAUUCUCCCGGCCUGUCAUCGCUGAUACAAGCCAAGGAACUGUCAUCCGACCUUCUGCAAUUCCAAAAAUUGGAGUUCUGUCUUCUGAACUAAGCUGUCCUGCAGAGAUCAUCCCAAAAGGGGGACAUGACAAGAAGAAAAACAUAGAAAGUGCUGGAGAUCUGAAAGUAGCGGUAUCUUGCCUGAUGGAGGAGAGAGAGGAGAAGGAGAAUGGCGACCUGGGAGAAGAGCAAGCCACAGACGACAAGAGCCAAGCAAUUCUAGCGAGCAGCGUAUCCGAGAAUUCCGUCCAAGAAACGAAAGAAAAUGGAGUGGAGGUCCAUGUGGAGGAGAAGGAAAAGGAAAAAGGAAUGGAGGAAGGAGAGAUGAAGAAAGAGGUGGAGUCAGAGGUGAAGGUGGAAGUUUGCCAAUCUGUGCCAGACUUGCAGAUGAGUUUCAUCCAUGGCAGUGACUUGUUUGGCUAUGUGGGCAUUGAGGCAGUGCUGGACCAGAUGAGACACAAGACCAUGAAAGCUGGCUUUGAGUUCAACAUCAUGGUGGUUGGUCAGAGUGGUUUGGGGAAGUCCACCAUGGUCAACACUCUCUUCAAAUCCAAAGUCAGUAGGAAAUCCUGCACACCAAAUUACGAGGAGAAAAUCUCCCAGACAGUCAAGCUGCAGUCAGUGAGCCACAUGAUUGAAGAGAAGGGGGUGAAAAUGAAACUGACAGUGAUUGACACCCCAGGAUUUGGAGACCAGAUCAAUAAUGAGAACUGUUGGGAGCCUAUCGUCAUGUACAUCAACGAGCAGUAUGAAAAAUAUCUACGAGAAGAGCUGCAUGUCAACCGUAAGAGGAGAAUACCUGACACUAGAGUCCACUGCUGCAUCUACUUCCUGGCUGCAACAGGACACAGGUUACGUCCCAUCGAUGUGGAGUUCAUGAAGAGGUUGGGAAAGAUCGUAAGCAUCGUGCCUGUCAUCGCUAAAGCUGACACACUUACCAUUGAGGAACGACAAGAGUUCAAGGAGAGGAUAAGGCAAGACUUGGCAGGCAACGGGAUUCGUGUUUAUCCCCAGAAAGAAUACGAUGAGGAUCCAGAGGAACGCUUCCUCAAUGACAGGAUCAGGCAGGAAAGUAUUCCCUUUGCCGUGGUGGGAACUGACAAGGAGCAUCAGGUGAAUGGAAAUAAGGUGUUGGGCCGUAAAACCAAGUGGGGAAUUAUUGAAGUCGAAAACGUGGCACACUGUGAGUUUGCCAAUCUGCGAGAUCUCCUCAUCAGGUCUCACCUGCAGGACCUGAAAGAUGUGACACACAACAUCCACUAUGAAACCUACCGCGUGCGACGGCUUAACGAGAGCAACAUGAAUUUCAUCGAACAAGGACUUUCUACUUGGCCGCUGGAAAAUGGAACUGGUGACAAAUGUGAAUCAGACAGCCACCUCUGAUGCCUUCGUCAGCUUCAAGCUCCUGGAACGAUGCUAACCAUCAACGAGAGAGCAUUUUUACCACAUGAAGCGAGUUGGGAGAAAAUGUCAGAUUUGGUUGUCGUUGCAGGUUACAGAGAUUGUUUGAUGAAUGAUUUUUAUGGGAGACUAAAAAUACAACUAUUUUUGAAUGUAACAUAAUUUGUAUUUUCUGGUAUUAUGGUUGCAUAUACAGGCAUAACCAAGGCAGUCAGUUUCAAGAGUGACACAAAGAUAAUAUGCAUCUAAUUUUCUGUUAUAUUCGGGAUAAAGGUCAUAAGUCAUAUUUGUUUUGACAUCCCAGGCCUUAAAUGCAGCAAAUUAACUGCACACAGGGUUGAAAUACAGCACUGCUGAAAUAUAUACAGUUGUUGUGUAGGUAGGAAGCAAGGCAAGUUUUUGACCUUAACUAAUUCUUUACAGGGCAGGGUACAUUGUGUCUUUGAAAAAGAUCAAUGCAUGAAUUUAGAUGAUUCUUAUCCAUUUUCUAAUGACUAUUUUGUCCAAUUUCUUAAUUUACAAAUAAACAUAGUUUAUAUAGUAUCCAGUAGUUAGCUUCUCACGGCAUCAGGUCGAAGUGGAAACUAAAAAGAAUUACGACUAAAUGACUUUGUCACAAGCCUUUAACUUUGAAUUUUGGGGCAUUGUAUGGAGUAAGUAUAGAUAUUUGUGUUUUAUGGGUUGCCAAAAUCAUUGCCUUUCCUCGUAUGUGGUCAGACAGGUGAUCAGAAGGCAUUCUGAGCAGCACAGCAAGUUACAAAGAGUGUCAUCAUCUGUAGUGAUGACGCUAAUUGUUUUACAAUUAGUCUUGCUGUCACUCUUAUGACCCAUUCACAAUUAUUUCACCUGAUAUUAGCUGGGUGCACUUCUUCAUACUGUCUGAUCACAAGUGAGCGACAUGUUUGUCUUACGUGAAGUUUAUUUUGAAAUACACUAUGAUAGCUGUAUCCGUGUGAUCAUUUGUCAGAAACACACCCAGACCUGUUUAAUUUAUUCUUCUUUGACUGAACUACAAAUUUUAUAUCUGUCAUAGCAGUUGUGUUUAUUUUUACUUGGUAUCAUUUCUGAUCCAAGGAAAAUCUACUUUUAAUUGUCUGGUGAAUAUUGGAGCUGUUUGACACGAUGAUAGACAUUUUUGCAAAAUAUCAGGUAGGUACACGAGUGCCUUAAUAUUCCCAUCUGUUAAAAAAAAAAAAAAGCAGUUUAGCUUCAUCAAUACAAGUUCCAAAGAAAAAACAGGAUACUGAAGUUCACUACAGCAUAUUGAAGGCUUUUAAUUGGAUCGAUAAUUGGCUCUACAUUUAUGUAUUUGUGUCAUGUGUAUCCUCUGGUUGUUCUACAAAUGAAAAUAACAAAUGGACUUAUAAACAAAAUUAUUUUUAGAUAAAGUAUAAAAACCAGAGUACAUGAAGAUCAAGGCUUUGUAGCGCAAUUCCAUCAAGUUCAAUUAUUUCUAGUAUAUCACUUUGUAACCUGCACUUCCAAGAUUUCAAAAUAUUCCCGUACGAAAGGAAUAUUAACUGUAUUUAGAUUACCCUUGUAGAAUGUUGAGCAUGAUUGUUAAUGUCAAGAUGGUGAUUCUUGCUUUGCUGGCUUUUCAAGCAUAAAUGAAGAAUUAAAACCUAUUCUUAGAAACGAUUAUUUUGAGUAGGCUUAUUUUCAUAAUCACAGGUUUUUAUGAAAUGAGACUUGAUGCAAAUAGUGAUUGGGUUGUGGAAAAAGUGUGUUGGACAAACCAUGAACUCUUUUUUUGUUGCUUUGUUGUCACUCCAACCUCCCAAUUGAGUUUUCUGCUUUGUCCUGUAUUUUGAACCUCUGUACCAAACUCCUUGGAUUUCUACUCAGCAUUUACACACUUUGCAUAAGAUUGUUUAUGUAUUUACAAAUAUAGUUAUGUAAUACAUGUUAACACUGUUGAUUUAUUAUUAAAUCUUUGUCACUUUCCAAA